AUGCUCGAGAACAUUCCAUUGUCGAAUGACGUUGACGACCUCAAAGACGCAAUCGUACGCAGGAAAUCCAACGAGUUCUGCAAUGUUAAUGCAAACAAUCUCACCUUCUGUCGUGUCUCCAUUCAUGACGACGGAACCAUUCGCGACAAGACGGAGCUGAACAACCCUAGAGCACUCCUUUCCACGCUGUUUGCCGCGAGUCCCGACUACAACACCUACAUCAUCGUCCAGCGACCUACUCCAGGCUACUGA
Molecule: messenger RNA, 252 nt
Organism: Linnemannia hyalina
Lineage: Eukaryota; Fungi; Mortierellomycota; Mortierellomycetes; Mortierellales; Mortierellaceae
Source: the annotation of a GenBank genome assembly